AUUUUUAUAUUAUAACAUAUAGACGCUUUCAAUUGAGGCAAAAAUAACAAAUGAACAUACUUCAAUUCAAAACAUUUCAACUUCGCUCGUCUUCAACAAUAACAGGACGUCAACAUUUUUGGAAUUCAGCUAUAUCAUUUGCUGCUGUCAAGAGAACAAACCCAUAUACAAAGACCCUUCUUUUACCAAAGACUAAUUUUCCUUUAAGGGCAGAAGCAUCAAAAAGAGAGCACCUAUUUAGAGAUAGAUGUACAAAGGAUUUAUAUCCUUGGCAGGUUACUAAAAAUAAUCCAAAAGAUUUAUUUGUUCUUCAUGACGGUCCUCCAUAUGCAAAUGGAAACGUACAUUCUGGUCAUGCCAUGAAUAAGAUUUUGAAAGAUAUCAUAAAUCGCUACAAGAUGCUUCAGGGACAUAAAAUUUUUUAUCGUCCUGGUUGGGAUUGUCAUGGAUUACCUAUUGAGUUAAAAGCUCUAGAACAGAUUCGAAAGGAAGGGAAGGAAGAACUUUUGUCUCCACGAGAAAUUCGUAAACUAGCAAAAAAGAAAGCUCUCACUGAAGUUAAUAAACAAAUGGCAAGCUUUAAGAGUUGGGGCAUAAUGGCUGAUUGGGAUAAUCCCUAUUUGACCCUAACAAAUGAUUACGAGAUGCGCCAGUUACGUGUCUUGACAGAAAUGAUCAAACAUGGUCAUAUUUAUCGACAAUUGAAACCUGUUUAUUGGUCACCAUCAUCAAGAACCGCAUUAGCUGAAUCAGAGCUUGAGUAUAACGACAAUCAUAUCUCUAAAUCCAUUCAUGUUCGAUUUCCUGUAAAAAAAUUGUCAUCAGCGUUAAAGGACUGGAAUUUAGGAGAUGUAUAUGCUUUAAUUUGGACAACAACACCUUGGACUAUUCCAGCUAAUAAGGCUAUUUCAGUUCAUCCUCAAUUAAAGUAUUCAUUGGUGGAAGUACAAGAUAAAGUGUACUAUAUUAUUGGUAGUGAUCGUGUAGAGGCAUUUAAGCAGGAAACAAACAUGGAAACUAUUAAGGUAUUGGAUGAAGUACUUGGUAAAGACUUAUUAGGGUCAGUUUAUCAGCAUCCUUUAAACCAACAAAUAAUGCCAAUUAUUGGUGGCGAACAUGUCACUGCUGAGUCUGGUACAGGGUUAGUACAUACUGCUCCUGACCAUGGUAUGGAGGAUUAUGAAGUUAGUCUUCAACAUGGAAUCAAACCAUUUGGUCCAGUCGAUGAUUGCGGAAAGUUUACAAAGGAGGCUGGUUUAGGACUUGAAGGCAAAGUAGCAUUUACUGAAGGUAUUAAUGCUAUUUUAGAUAUGCUUAAAAGAGAGUCUGCAUUGGUUUCAGCACGUGAUUAUACACAUAAAUAUCCCUAUGAUUGGCGUACAAAGCAACCCAUCAUGUUACGUGCUACUGCUCAAUGGUUUGCUAAUGUUGAGCAUCUCCAACAAGAAGCUGUAGAAAAUUUAAAGCAAGUACGAAUGGUUCCUGAAGUUUCUAUCAAACGUUUAGAACAAUUUACUCUUUCAAGAAAGGAAUGGUGUAUAUCAAGACAAAGGUCAUGGGGUGUUCCUAUCCCUGCCCUCUAUGAUGAACAUGGUGAAGCAUUAUUAACAGAAAGAUCAGUUGAAUAUAUCAUUCAAAUCCUUCAAGAACGGGGUACAGAUGCAUGGUGGGAAGAACCUGAUGAUAUGGUCUUUGUUGCUCCAGAAUAUCGCAACAAAACCUACAAACGAGGUUAUGAUACUAUGGAUGUUUGGUUUGAUAGUGGUACUUCAUGGACCUUACUCGAACAGCGUAAAGAAGGAAAGCCUUUAGCAGAUGUAUAUUUAGAGGGAAGUGAUCAACAUCGUGGAUGGUUUCAAUCAUCUUUGUUGACGUCAAUUGCAGUAAAUGGCAAAGCGCCAUAUGGAGCUCUUGUUACUCAUGGGUUUGUAUUAGAUGAAAAGGGAGAGAAGAUGUCUAAAAGUCUAGGCAAUACUGUAGAGCCGAGCUUGAUUACUGAUGGUGGCGUAGAUAAAAAGAAAAAUCCUGCUUAUGGAAGUGAUGUACUUCGUUAUUGGGUUGCCAAUUGUGAAUACACAAGAGACGUUAGCAUUGGUCCCUCCAUUAUUGCUCAAAUUUCUGAUAAUUUACGUAAAAUUCGUACAACUGCAAGAUUUUUACUCGGAAAUCUUUACGAUUUUAAAGAAGAAUAUUAUGUUCCGUAUAAGGAGCUUCAGGAAAUUGAUAAAUAUAUGCUUUAUGAACUUUAUCACUAUAAUCAACGUGUGACUAAUGCUUAUGAUGAUUUUGCUUUUAACAAAGCUGCUCAAACGAUCCAAAACUUCACAAAUACAACACUAUCUUCAUUUUAUUUUGAUACCAUUAAGGACAGACUUUAUAAUGAACCUGAAACAUCAGAACAAAGAAGAAUGGUGCAGACUGUAUUAUAUGAGGUACUUCAAUCGUACACAAAAUCCCUUGCGCCUUUUAUUUGUCAUACUGCAGAAGAAAUUUAUGAACAGUAUAAAACAAUUACACCUAAGCCUGAGACUUCCAUUUUUAAGACAAGUUGGGUAGCAUCUAAACAAGAAUGGAAUGAUACUACAUUAAAUGACAAAUGGUCCAUACUUAUGAACCUUAAAGGGGAAGUUAACCAAAUUUUAGAAUCUGCUCGACAAGAAAAAUACAUUCGUUCUUCUCAAGAAGCUGAUAUAUCACUAUGUUUAAACAAAAAUACAAAGUUAGCUAAAAUCGUACAAUCUAUGAAAGCCUCUGAAUUAUCUUCUCUAUUCAUAACAAGUCAUGUAAAUAUUUUAACAGACCAAGAAUUAACACAAGGUGAAUUUGAACGAAAUUCAUCAAUUCAAGAUGAUAACUGUAAAAUAAUCCUUUCUAAAUCGAAACAAUAUAAAUGCCCUCGUUGCUGGAAUUAUCAUUCUAUAGAAGAAGAUAGUUUAUGUUUAAGGUGUUCAAAUGUACUAAAAUAAAAGUUCU
Molecule: messenger RNA, 2973 nt
Organism: Cokeromyces recurvatus
Lineage: Eukaryota; Fungi; Mucoromycota; Mucoromycetes; Mucorales; Mucoraceae
Product: tRNA synthetases class I-domain-containing protein
Exons: 15
Coding region: 51-2966 (971 amino acids)
Biological process (GO): isoleucyl-tRNA aminoacylation
Cellular component (GO): cytosol
Molecular function (GO): tRNA binding; ATP binding; aminoacyl-tRNA deacylase activity
Source: RefSeq, a predicted model, not a curated record